CCAAGCAGAAGCAGAGGUUUGUGGACAGCGAGCUGGAGAGAGGAGAUAGUGUGUUUCUCCAUGACAUUUACAUUUCCCUUAGUGUCUGAGAAGUAAACCAAGCAAAAACUGUAAGUUCGAGGGCGUAAACUCGCUUAUCUUCAACGGCCACCAUGCUGGAGGACAAGAAGACCAAGGUGAAGAUCACCUUCCUGGUUAUUCUGGUGGGCAUCUCGUCCAUGUUGGCGGCCGUGGUGACGGACCACUGGGCGGUGCUGAGUCCCAGGGUGGAGCGUCUGAACACCACCUGUGAAGCGGCCCACUUUGGGCUCUGGAGGCUUUGUAAAAAGAGCAUCUUUAUUGUGGAGGAAGACCCUGAGGGCAAGGGCUGUGGUCCUAUCAGCCUGCCAGGAGUCAAGAACUGCUCCUACUUCAAACACUUCACAUCAGGGGAGGAGGCCGAAGUUUUUGAAGUAAAGACUCAGAAAGAGUACAACAUCUCUGCUGCUGCGAUAGCCAUCUUCAGUCUGGCCUUCAUGACACUGGGCAGUCUCUGUCUCCUGGCGGCUUUUGGGAAGAGCAGAGAUUACCUGCUGAGACCAGCUGGCAUGUUCUUUGCUUUUGCAGGCCUGUGUAUCGUCAUCUCCGUAGAGGUCAUGAGGCAGUCGGUCAAACGCAUGAUUGACAGCGACGAGACUAUAUGGAUCGAGUACUACUACUCGUGGUCGUUCGCCUGCGCAUGCGCAGCCUUCACGCUCCUCUUCAUCAGCGGUAUCUGCCUGCUCAUCAUCUCCAUGCCGCACAUGCCCAGAAACCCCUGGGAAACCUGCAUGGAUGCGGAGCCGGAGCCCAUAGACUAAUAUAAGGUUAAGAGGAGGGUAAGAGCCAGAUGUUUGAAUGGCAAUGGAUGCACUGAUACUUUUAAUUCACUUAAGCAUUGACAAAGACGUCUAAUUACUUAACUUAUAUGAAGUAUCAAUAAUAUUAAUUUUGUAUGUUUUAAAACAUUUUUAUGUGCAUGUGUGCUUAUAAACAAUAGAUGACAGCUUAGAAUGUACACUGAGACUUUAUUAAAUGUAAAAUUUACAAUCAUUUCUGAAAUAAUACUUUGAUAAUUGUAUGGGGAAAAUCUCAUGUCACAUCUACAAAGUGGCAAUUUUAACAUGUUAUAAUAAAUUAUCUAUAUGUUAUUUUGAGCUAAAACUUCACAUGUGUACUCUGGGGACACCAAAGAUUUAUUUUACCUCUUUAAAAAAGUCCCCUUUUAACAUUUCGGUAACGCUUUACAAUAAUAUUGCUAAAUGCAUUAGCUAACCUGAACUAACAAUGAGCAAUAGAGCUUUUCAGCAUUUACUAAUAUUUGGUAAUGCCAAGACAUUUAUUCAUUUUAAUCAAUGGUGCAUUAACUAAUGUUAACAGUAAAAACUUUUUAUUUUGAAAAUAACAGCAAAUAUGGACUAACAUGAUGUGAAACAAUAACAAUACGAUAGUACCGGUUCAUACUUAUAAGGUUUUUAAGCUGUGCUGUAUUCUUUUAUGCAAGUCACAUAAAGAUUUAAUGUCUUAGUGAACCUAUGAUUUACGAUGUUUGAUGAAUGCAAGUUUUUUUCUAUAGGAAACAGAGCUCAUUUUAAUAAUCAAUACUUCAUAUGCAUUACAUCAUAGCCCAACAAAUCCAGGAUUUGUUAGCAACUGGCAUUUAUUAACUAGUGGAAGGGACAUUGUCAUACUGUAUUGCAGAAAAUAUAUACAACCCUGCAAAAAAUGAUGUCAGGUUCAUUUACUAGAGAGAAUGUAAAUGCACAUGUCUGCUAAUAGUCUAUUUGAUAAGUUUAAGGACUAUAAUGGAAAUUGUUCAGCCAGUUUAGAUUUCAUGAGGAUUCAUAUUCAAUAUUUAUGAUAUUGAUACAAUUUUAAUGCUUUUAUUUUGUAUUGUUACAUGCAACAUUAUCCAACAAUUUGAGUUUUUCAGUAGGCCAAAACAAGACAAUCAGAAAGUUUGAUAGAUAAGAGGUCACUAUUCAAACUAUUUAAGGGUUCAGUGUUGUUGUGUUCUGUAUAGAUG
Paramisgurnus dabryanus is the source of this 2044-nucleotide messenger RNA. The record is from RefSeq and is a predicted model, not a curated record. NCBI's taxonomy places the organism in Eukaryota, Metazoa, Chordata, Actinopteri, Cypriniformes, Cobitidae.